Vollenhovia emeryi is the source of this 2046-nucleotide messenger RNA. RefSeq lists its product as uncharacterized. Gene Ontology annotation, molecular function: hydrolase activity, acting on carbon-nitrogen (but not peptide) bonds; protein binding; chitin binding. NCBI's taxonomy places the organism in Eukaryota, Metazoa, Arthropoda, Insecta, Hymenoptera, Formicidae. Gene Ontology annotation, biological process: carbohydrate metabolic process. Gene Ontology annotation, cellular component: extracellular region. The record is from RefSeq and is a predicted model, not a curated record. Bases 426 to 2030 code for a protein of 534 amino acids. The transcript is spliced from 5 exons.
GCCAGUGGCGGGCCUCAGCCAGUCCGUGAGCGGUACCUACACCUUCAAGGUCCGCGUCCUUGAAGGCAUUACUCGUCCUCGCCCGACUCGUGUGCCGUUACACAAAGAGGAUCACCGUUGGGGCAUCUCGCGGCCGAGAUCUAUCCUGGGUCUCCCUCGUCGCAAGAAUCGGAACCCUGUCUCAGCGCUUAACCCCGCGCCCUGUCCCAUCCCGGAAGUAGUGAACGGGUACGUUGCUACGUCACCAUCCCACCCCGACCGAUUCCUUUUCAUCCCUUUCUGAACGGUAGCGUUUCGAACGCCAGUUGAACGGGAGUGAUUGAGGGAUAGAGAGUUGGGUGGUAUCUGUAAGCAGCUCGUGGCAAGACGACGACGACGUAGUCGAAAAGAGGAAGUUGCAUUCCCCGCCGAGGGUCAGGACGAGUAUGAGGUCCUCGCUGGUGCUGCUCCUGGUAGCAGCUUUCGUCCUUGUCGAAGGUUCGAGCCGAGUUAAGCGGCAGGAGGAGAAGAAGGAGGAGAGUUUCGAGAGCGAGAUCUGCAAGGAUAAAGAUGCGGGCGAGUGGUUUAGAUUAGUCGCGGGCGAGGGUGAUAACUGCCGUGACGUUAUCCAGUGCACGAGCUCCGGUCUGCAGGCUAUAAGAUGUCCGGCCGGCUUGUACUUCGACAUCGACAAGCAAACGUGCGACUGGAAGGAUUCCGUCAACAAUUGUAAACUGAAGAACAAAGAGAGGAAGGCCAAGCCCCUGCUAUACACCGAAGAACCGCUCUGCCAGGACGGCUAUCUCGCGUGUGGUGACGGAUCCUGUAUCGAGAGGGGUCUCUUCUGUAACGGAGAGAAAGACUGCACGGACGGUUCCGAUGAGAAUAUUUGCGACAUGGACAACGAUCCCAAUAGAGCUCCACCAUGCGAUCCCGCCGUGUGUACCCUGCCUGAUUGUUUCUGCUCGGAGGACGGUACUACGCUACCCGGCGAUCUCCCGUCCAAGGAUGUACCUCAGAUGGUCACGAUCACCUUCGACGACGCCAUCAACAACAACAACAUCGGCCUCUAUAAAGAAAUCUUCAAUGGCAAGCGCAAGAAUCCAAACGGCUGUGAUAUCAAGGCAACCUUCUUCGUGUCGCACAAGUACACCAACUAUUCCGCGGUCCAGGAGAUGCACCGGAAAGGCCACGAGAUCGCCGUCCAUUCAAUCUCGGCAAGGCAUAACGACGACGAGCGCUUCUGGUCGGACGCGACCGUCGAUGACUGGGCCAAGGAGAUGGCCGGCAUGAGGAUCAUCGCCGAGAAGUUCGCGAAUCUGACGGAUAACAGCGUGGUCGGCGUCAGGGCGCCGUAUCUGCGGGUUGGCGGUAACAAUCAGUUUACCAUGAUGGAGGAGCAGGCCUUCCUGUACGAUUCCACCAUCACCGCUGCCUUGAACAACCCUCCGCUGUGGCCGUACACCAUGUACUUCAGGAUGCCGCAUCGCUGUCACGGAAAUCUUCAGCAUUGUCCCACCAGAUCGCACGCCGUGUGGGAGAUGGUGAUGAACGAGCUGGAUCGGCGCGAGGAUCCGCAGAACGACGAGUAUCUGCCCGGCUGCGCCAUGGUCGACUCGUGCAGCAACAUCUUGACCGGCGAUCAGUUCUACAAUUUCCUCAACCACAACUUCGAUCGUCACUACGAGCAGAACCGCGCGCCCCUCGGCCUCUACUUCCAUGCCGCCUGGCUCAAGAACAAUCCCGAGUUCCUGGACGCUUUCCUGUACUGGAUCGACGAGAUCCUGCAGAGCCACAACGACGUGUACUUCGUGACGAUGACUCAGGUGAUUCAGUGGAUCCAGAAUCCGCGCACCAUCACGGAAUCGAAGAACUUCGAGCCCUGGCGAGAGAAGUGCACGGUGGAGGGACCGCCGGCGUGCUGGGUGCCCCACACCUGCAAGCUGACUUCGAAGGAGGUACCCGGCGAGACCAUCAAUCUCCAGACCUGCGUGCGCUGUCCCAACAACUAUCCUUGGGUGAAUGACCCGACCGGUGACGGCUUCUUCUAAACUGCCGAGCGCGAUU